Messenger RNA from Cuculus canorus (common cuckoo), 5799 nucleotides. It is a transcript of the gene MPPED1, whose product is annotated as metallophosphoesterase domain containing 1. Gene Ontology annotation, molecular function: hydrolase activity. The transcript is spliced from 7 exons. The coding region runs from base 633 to 1541 and encodes 302 amino acids. The record is from RefSeq and is a predicted model, not a curated record. Lineage: Eukaryota; Metazoa; Chordata; Aves; Cuculiformes; Cuculidae.
AUAUGGAGAACAUUCCUGCUAUCCGUAAGAAGAUGGUUUAGCAGGUUUAAUAGCGUUUCUGAGUCUGUGAUUCUAACAGCCCGGUUUGUGAUAUUUAUUUUAGUAUUCAUGUUCUUGCAGUCCUUUUUGCAUUCUCUGUUUUUCCCUGGCAGACAUCCCGCAGCUCCGUAAGUCUGGGGGAAGAAGAUGGUUAGCAUGUUGUUGCUGUGGGGAUUUGAGUCUUACUCCUCUGUGUUGGUAAUGCUGGGCAUAUAAUUUUAAAACUUGCAUGCUGUAGAAGCAGAUAAUUAUUUCCCUGCUGCAUUUUAUACUCUGGUUUGGGAAAGAAAGAAAUUUCAGAAUAUUAAAGAAAAUGUUAUGAUUUGGAGGACUAUUGGAAAUGGAAACAGAAAGAGAGGAGUAAUGGGUGUCAGUCUGGUUAUCAGUCAAACUGGAAAGAGACAGCUUGUUCUGUCGAACACCGAGAAUGUUAGUAGUCAGCCAACCACUUAUGCAAGAAGAAAAGCCUAGACUGAAAGGUUUUUCAGAGGAGAGUGUGCUGACUGGGUAAGGAGAUGUCAUGGUGGUCUUCCGUCGAUGUAGGAAGAUAGCAGAUAUGAUCGCCUGAAAAAACUGAACUGCACAUUGCAAGCAUGGCUUUCGCCCAGUCGCACAUUGUGGCAGCUAGAAGACAUCAGCACAGUAGACUCAUAAUUGAAGUGGAUGAGUACAGCUCUAACCCCACACAGGCUUUCACGUUCUACAACAUUAACCAGGGACGUUUUCAGCCCCCACAUGUGCAAAUGGUUGAUCCGGUGCCCCAUGAUGCUCCAAAACCUCCAGGAUAUACACGAUUUGUCUGUAUUUCUGAUACUCACUCAAGAACUGAUCCCAUCCAAAUGCCAUAUGGAGAUGUGCUAAUACAUGCUGGUGAUUUUACUGAGCUGGGACUUCCUAGUGAAGUAAAAAAAUUCAACGAGUGGCUUGGUAGCCUGCCCUAUGAAUACAAAAUUGUGAUAGCAGGAAAUCAUGAAUUGACCUUUGACCAGGAAUUCAUGGCUGACUUAAUCAAGCAGGACUUUUACUAUUUCCCCUCUGUUUCUAAGCUGAAGCCAGAGAGCUACGAAAAUGUACAGUCUCUUCUAACAAACUGCAUCUAUCUUCAAGACUCUGAAGUGACAGUGAGGGGAUUCAGAAUAUAUGGCUCCCCUUGGCAACCUUGGUUUUAUGGCUGGGGCUUUAAUCUUCCACGAGGCCAAGCACUAUUAGAGAAAUGGAACCUUAUUCCAGAUGGAAUAGAUAUUCUUAUAACACAUGGACCACCUCUCGGUUUUCUAGACUGGGUUCCUAAGAAAAUGCAACGGGUAGGAUGUGUGGAGCUGCUGAACACAGUCCAGAGACGAAUACAGCCAAGGCUUCAUGUUUUUGGACAUAUCCAUGAAGGUUAUGGUGUCAUGGCUGAUGGAACUACUACCUAUGUGAAUGCAUCUGUGUGCACGGUGAAUUACCAGCCGCUUAAUCCACCUAUAGUUAUUGACUUGCCUACUCCAAGGAACACAUGAUUGUAAUGAGGAUUUAAAGUUGUGCCCAACACGUUAGCAACUUUAUAUUGCUGGCUGAGAAUCCCAGUAGGGAACUAUUUCAACAAAAAAAGCAAAAACCACCUUCUUUUUUCCCUGCUAGCCCUUCCCAGAUAAAUAUUGAGUGACAAAAGUGAAUGGAACAAAGACAUUUUGGUGCCAGAAAUAGAUUAAAUACUUUGACAUUUCGCCAUUGAAAUAUUUGUGAACACAGAAAAGUGAAUGCAUUCCACAUAUAUAUAUACAUAUACAUAUAUAUAUCGCAAGUAGGGACUUUUGUAUAUACCAUACCUUAUAUUGGACUUAUUAAAAGAACAAUCUUUCAAAGGAGUGUUUCUUUAAGAAAGUUUGCAGUUUAAACUUAAAUGUUUAGACUAGGAUUUCCUCAUUGCAGAUGUUUCUCAGUGAGCUCUUGGUAAAAGAAAAAUGAUGGUAAAGAUGUUUCCCCUUAAUUAACAUGGCAAAUAUAGAAGAUGGUGCAGGAAUGACCAGUCACAGGAGGAAAGCUAUUUACUUCAAGUCCUCCAGGUCUAAGUCUUUGCAUCUAUCCAAAACCAAUGCAAUAGAGGCCCUAAUUCACUGUACUGAAAUGAAGUUUUACUACAUCUGGCAUUACAGAUGGUAAGGGAAAUGGUGCAUAUUGCUGGCAUGCUGUAAACAGCUCAACAUUCAAGAAGGGAGACUGUGUUAAGUGCAGUAUAAACUCAGGAAUUUGUAACCUGAGUUUGUAAAUUUCGCCUGUGAAAAAAAGGAAGACAUUUCCCUUUAAAAAAGAAAAAGAAGAAAAAAUGUAACUGUGUUUUCCUCUGGUAGGGUGCUACGUGAUUGUAUUUAAAAAGCACCACCCGAUAUUCAGUACUGGUUUUUUAAAUAAAACCCACUGGGUCUAUUUGUUUAAAACCUGUUAGUGGGACAUGCAGCAAAUUAUGAGAUUACUGGUUGAAAUCAGGCCUCAGUCAGAAGUGAUGAAAUAUCGUUGUGUUCCUUUUGUCAAGAGGAUGGAUGUCAAGAGGAAGGGGUCACCUCAGGGUGGGGUUUGGGUAUUCAUUUUUGGGUAUCUGUAGUGGCCAAAGUGUGGUGAUUGAUGAGUAUGUGCCAUUGGGUACAGAGCAGGGCUGCCUCACAAAAUCUGUCACUGCUCUUUGCGUGCUCACAGAUACCACAGAGAGAAGCCCAAGACAAAAUCAUCAACUGAGUUGGAAUCCUUUUGUUGUGUUGCAUGUGACACCAGGCAAAGCAGGGCAUGUCUCAGGAGCUGGUUGGGAUGGCCAGCGCUUGUACUGCCCAUGCAGCUUUCCUUCAGAUUGACAGAGGUUAACUGGGAUUUCAGUCCUAUCGUAGGGAGAAGCUUAAGAAUUGAUUACACACCCACAAAAAAAAAAAGUGCUUUAAAUGUGCCCAACAAGAAUUGGGUUUCUGACUUUAAUUAAUAAACUUUGUGCUUGAAGAGCAGCCUUUUUGCCUUGAUGGAGAUAAUUUAACUGCUGUAUUCUGAAUGUGGAUAUCCUGAAUUUGGGACUGACAGCAUCUAGGCAUUAAUUGCUUGCACACAUUGGACAGAUCAUUGCACUACCAACACAGGGGUGUUUGCAGGUCUGUGCAUAGCCCACUCCUGCACACGUGCAUUGGCUAAUUGUGUUCAUUACAUUUUGCCUGAUACAUGGAUGUAAAUGUGAGAUUCAUGUAGCAGCUGCAUGCGCACUAUAUGCAUACACAAUUUAAAAUACCUGUGUCACAAAACCAGUGAUGUCAGCCUCAAUUCUAAGCGAGGUCGGCAGAAAUGUUGCAUUUUGCUGGCUUCCCAUGGGCAGCAGCUCUUCCAACUGCUGCUGGGAGCAGUAACAUUUGAGCCCAGUAAAAAGCUCACACUGUGGACCCAUCAGAAACCACCAGACCACCAGAAAACAUGACGAGUCAUGGGUCUAUCAUUUCUUCUAAGCUGCUGGGUGACUUGGGGUCUGAACUAAUUUGCUGCUUUUUCCUGAAGUGAAACCCAAAAUGAUCAAUGGUGCCUGCAACUGUUUUUGGGGUGAAUAGUUCACAAGUGCAUGAGCAGUCUGUGAUGAGUUCAGAUGGGCCCAUGUUUGUCAAGACUAUUGGUGUAAAAGUUGUGGGGUCAGCUCCUAAAUCAGCAAAGACUGAAAUUCAUAGUUGUGUAUGAACUCCCACCAUCAUUGGGAAGAUGAGCAAUAGCAUGUAGUUAGAAUAAAAGUGUCUUAGCUGGUCACAAUUCAAGUGGUUUGAAACAAAUGUGGCAGGAAAUUGGCUGUAUGUUAAAGAAAUCUGAAAUGUUUACAUUCACUUAUGGCACUUAAGAGACUAAUGUUCAAGUGGGGGGAAGAGGUCCUUUUAUUAGCCUCAACAAAAUUUCUAUGUCAACCAUAAGCUAGUCUCUUAAAAAUAAUUUUUCCUAUGGUAUCUUCAAAAUACUGUGUAUUUUUAUGUGGAAAGGAGACGAAAGCAGCUCUUACUUCAAAAUCUCGUUUAAAAUACUUGAGGUAUGAAAACUUAAAGGUUAUUUAAUCAUUUAGGCAUAACUUGGUUGUUGUUGUAAUUUUUGGUCAAGCAUGUUAGACAAAUAAAGUACUAAAAAAACCUCAACAGAAAAAACGACCUCUUUAUAUCCACCUCAUGCAUUCAGGUCCGUGUGGGACAAGCUGCCUGUCUUCAGGUGUUCGACCCAGCCUGUGGGACGUUAAAGUCAUUUUUGCAAAGGGCUGCAGAUCAGCUAGGGAGGCAAUAGGCAAGAGGGGCUGGAGGUGAUGGGCAUAGGGCACCUUGUUCCAUCUCUCAGCUUCAGGCCACCACAUCACCUGCAAGAAGGUAGAAAGUUGAAAAUUGGGGUUGUGGAGGGGAAGACAGCAACCACUUCCUUGAACUGAUAUGUUUUGGUGAGGGGAUGUGCCAGAUGUGCCUGUGAGGCAGGAAAAAGCUAACACGGAGCUGUGAAGCGAUUGCGAACCAAGGUGCCCUCUGGGACUGGGUGGCAGUCAGGGGAAGGAUGAUACUCUGAGGAUUCAUAAGGACACGAACUUCACAGGGAGAUUUAGACAAGGUGACUAUAUUUAAAUUUUGUGGGAACAGUCCGGGGCCCGGGCUUCUUUUCUCAAAUCUGACCUACCUCCCAUUGGCAAGGCCAUGAGAAGGAAGGUUUCCACAAAUGCAGUUUUGCGGUUGUUGGUCCUAUUUAAAUUCAGGGAUGCUCUCUCAAGUCAUUUCCCACUGCACCUCCCCAGUGCUGACCUUCAUUAAUAUCUCUCCAGGUAGCAUCACUGCCAAAGGUGUGCUGGUGUGCAUACAUGUGUGUUCCCAUCAGAAGGCAGAAUUGUUACCAACAUUAAUUUCAGUUCAUUUUGAUGAUCAAUAGGGUAGAUAUCACUGCAUGUCAGUGGAAAAAAGACAAGAUUAUUUUUACCUCCCUCAGUUACAUAUGGCCGAGGAUGUGAAACACUCCUUGGCUACAAGGAACCAGCAAGCUGGGACUCAGCACCCACUGAGCAGCUGCCUUUUCCCAGUCAGCCCCCACCCACUGCAGCUGCACUGCAACCUGGGGAACUGGGGCUCCAAAACCAUGCGAGCUCUUCAAGGAGGUCACUGCAGGGAGGGAGGCAGCGGCAUGUGGUGCUGGCCCUCUGGAUGCUCCACCAGUAAAGUGACUGCGUGGAGGGGAGGUAAAAUCCUUCAUCUUUGGAUGAUGCAUGGGGACAGGGUGGGUGGUGAGGUGCUCUGGCCUUGCUGCAGGAGGGAGCCAGAGAUAUAAGAAGUAGUUUGUCUCCUCUAGUUGAUGAUUUCUGCCAAUAGCCAAUGUAAAUACCUCAGAGGGGGGAACUAGACAUUCUUUAGAAGGCAAAUUUUGGAAUAAUCUACCAAUGGGGGAUCUUUGCCCUCCUCCCGUUUAUUCUUAUUUGUAUGAGAAUUUCUCUUAAAACUCCAUAUCACCACUCACUGCUAAUAUAACUCACAUAUAGCAAAUAUAGCUGCAAAUGUUCUCUUUCAGGUACAUUGCUGUCCCUUUCUUGGAAGUCUCUCUGCAUCUGCAAUUUUAGCAAUAUUUCAGAACAGCGCGCUCCCUGGGUGAUUAGGCACAGUGCAUUAGAACAACACUAUUUCGCUUAUCCUUGUACGUGUGCUGCCAUUUGGGUUUAUUGACUGUCCCUUUGUUCUCUUUUUUAUGUGAAAAGUGUAAAUAGGAGCACUUAUAUGUACUUUCUUUGUGCCAUUCAUUAUUUUGUGUACUGCC